AAUAUAUUUGACAUUCCCUUUUGCAAAUCAUUCGCCAUCGCAAUGGUUCUUGAAUCUCUGGAAGAAAUCCCGAAAAUAAUUCAAAAUUCCGCUGAUAUUUUAAAAAAGUACACUCCAGCUACAUUGCCAGUAGAAUAUAUCAAUGUCAACUACCAGGAGGACACUCUUCAGGAUGAUUCACAACACAUGCAGCUAAAAUGUUCCAACCUACCGUAUCCAUUCUCUGCAACUCCUGUAAUCUGCGGUCAGAUUAAAGAUGCACAAAUUCUCUACGAUGGACCAAUAGGAUCGAAAAUAUUCAUAGAACUUACAAUAGACUAUGGCAAUGAAAUUGAUUAUCGAUUUAAUCCAGGUGACACUAUUGGAAUUCUAGUUUCGAAUUCUGUUAACGAUAUUGAGAAGGUUCUUAGUAAAAUUCUAUCAGUUGACACUCCAGAGGCUAUCUGUGAUAUUUCUAUUAAAAAUGGAACAGCAAAAAAGAAUCCAAAACUUCCUCAGCAUGUUCCAAUACAAUCAUCUCCACGAGCUAUUCUUCGUGAUUGUCUGGACUUGAGAAGUGUGCCUAAGAAACUAUUCCUUCGUUCUUUGGCUGAAUACACAGCUGACAAAGAUGAAAAGAGUGUCUUAUUGAUGUUGUCUUCCAAAGAAGGUACAAAACUUUACAAUGAGUUGAUUCUCGAGAAAACACGAACUUUUCUCGACAUUUUAGACUUAUUUCCAAGUUGUAUUCCUACACUUUCACUUCUCAUUGAACAUUUACCGCGACUCAAACCACGACCCUAUUCUAUAGCCAAUAGCCCUUUGUCAGAUCCAAGUAAAGUCAAAUUGAUACUUUCAGUUCUCAUUGAGAAUUCAGGAGUAGCAACUUCUUUUCUAACUGAAAAAGUAACUAGUUUCCUUGAGAACCCUGAAAAAACUCAACAACUUAGUUUCUAUUUCCGAGAAUCAAAUCAAUUUAGAUUUGAUUAUGAAAAAGAUAGCAUAUUGAUUGGAAUUGGUUGUGGGAUUUCUCCAUUUCUAGGAUUUCUUGAACACAAAGAUGAGUUGAUGAAAGAAAAGACAACUAAACUUGGAUCGACUUGGCUAUUUGUUGGUUCAACUUGUCAAGACAGUGCAGUUCAUAGAGACGAACUGUUGGACUAUCAGAUUACAGGUGUCUUGGAUCACUUGUAUGAGAGUUUCUCAAGAGAUCCUGAUCCAGAAUGUGGAGAAUUUAAGCAUGUUCAAGAUCAAUUGAGGAUUAAUGCUUUGGAAGUUGUUGAGCAAUUGACUAAAAAAGAUACGAAUUUGUAUGUUUGUGCUGAUGGAACGAAGAUCUCGAAAAGUAUAGAGGAAUGUAUCAAAGAGUGUCUAAUGAUGAGUUUAGAAUGCUCAGAUGAAGAAGCGAUAUUGGUUAUUAAAGAGAUGCGUUCAGCUGGAAGGUAUAAGGAAGAUAUUUGGGUUUAAAAUGACAGUUCUCAUGUUUGACCACUGCAAUAAAGAAAAGUGAUAAAAUUUG
Episyrphus balteatus (marmalade hoverfly) is the source of this 1498-nucleotide messenger RNA. RefSeq names its product methionine synthase reductase. Lineage: Eukaryota; Metazoa; Arthropoda; Insecta; Diptera; Syrphidae. The record is from RefSeq and is a predicted model, not a curated record. Gene Ontology annotation, molecular function: FMN binding; flavin adenine dinucleotide binding; [methionine synthase] reductase (NADPH) activity. The transcript has 2 exons. Gene Ontology annotation, biological process: homocysteine metabolic process. Bases 43 to 1446 code for a protein of 467 amino acids. Gene Ontology annotation, cellular component: cytosol.